Arachis ipaensis is the source of this 2422-nucleotide messenger RNA. Its product is annotated as zinc finger CCCH domain-containing protein 66. Gene Ontology annotation, molecular function: metal ion binding; protein binding. NCBI's taxonomy places the organism in Eukaryota, Viridiplantae, Streptophyta, Magnoliopsida, Fabales, Fabaceae. The record is from RefSeq and is a predicted model, not a curated record.
UAACCAAAAUCGUACUGUGAAACAACAGUAUGCUCUAUCUUUUUCACUGUCAAACAUAACAACAUAACUAGGAACAGGUUGGUUUUGCAACAGUUUUUCGGUGUAUGUUUAUUUUUAGAAUUUUCUCGUUAGAACGUUGAAACAUUUAUCAUGAAAAUUACAAAACAAAUACUCCGUUAGCUUGUUGCGAAUCAUCGUGAGUUGCCAAAUUACAUUUCACAAUUCACAAAACGGCUACAAACAUCUCUCUUUCCUCUAGGGCAUCAUCUUAAUUGGUUUUUUUUGUUGUACUGAAUCAGAAUCUAAUAACAAAGUCUCAUACGCUUUAAAAUUCAGAAAAUCCUGUCCCUUUCUUUCAUGUCACAUUGAAGCAAGCCUGUUCUAUCAGCUCUGAUUUUCUUACAGAUUCUGUCAAGAAAAUCAGACACACAAUGGAAUCCAAGAUUAAUAAUAAGACUUGUCAAGAAGGGUUGCACCACAGAAUCUCUGCAUUGCUUGAGUUUUCAGCCUCAGAUGAUGUAACAGCGUUCAAGGAAGCUAUUGAGAAAGAGGGCCAUAACGUUGGUGAGACUGGAUUAUGGUAUGGUAGGAGAAUUGGAACAAAGGAAGUUGGAUAUGAAGAGAGAAACCCUCUUAUGAUAGCUGCAAUGUUUGGCAGCAAGAAUGUCUUGUCUUACAUUCUCAAAACAGGCAAAGCUGAUGUCAACAAAUCUUGCGGCUCGGAUUCAGCCACGGCGCUCCACUGCGCCGUGGACGGAGCCUCCCCAGCCUCCGCCCAAAUUAUCAAGUUGUUGCUUGAAUCUUCAGCGAAUCCUAACGCCGUGGAUGCCAGAGGCAACCGGUGCUACGACUUGGUUGUCUCCAUGCCGUCCGUCUACAACACAAGAAAGAAGGCCGUACAAUCGCUUCUAGAAGGGGCGAACAAUGUAUAUAAGAAGGAGGCAACAUCGAUUGGAAUAUCAUCAAGCUUGAACGAGAGAGGCAAGGUAGCUGCUGGUACGGCAGAGUUUCCGGUGUCUCCUCGGUAUAAAGAGUUUCCGGUGGACCACUCGCUACCGGACAUAAAGAACGGUAUAUAUAGCACGGACGAGUUUAGAAUGUAUACCUUCAAAGUGAAACCAUGUUCGAGAGCGUAUUCACACGAUUGGACAGAGUGUCCUUUCGCGCAUCCCGGCGAGAAUGCCAAGAGGCGCGACCCGAGGAAAUACCAGUACAGCUGCGUUCCCUGUCCGGAGUUCCGGAAAGGGAGCUGCAGCAAAGGAGAUUCCUGCGAAUACGCGCAUGGAAUCUUCGAGUGCUGGCUUCACCCGGCUCAAUACAGAACAAGGCUGUGCAAGGACGAGAUGGCAUGUACUAGAAGAGUGUGUUUCUUCGCGCACAAGCCAGAAGAAUUACGUCCUCUGUAUGCUUGUUCUGGCUCUGCAUUGCCUUCUCCCACUUCUUAUUCGCCAGGUGGCGCUAAUUCAUUGGACAUUUGUUCAUCCUUAUCGUCACCAGAUGGUGGUGGAUCUGGAUCUUCACCGGUGUGGCAAGCUCCUCAAGCUAAGCUUCCCAAAAGCAGGCUAAACCUAGCCCUCAGCGCUAGAGAUGUUAAUCUUGACAUCCAGUCGAUCGGCCUCGAAAGCCGGCGACUGAUGCAAAAGCUUAUGAUGGAAGAGAUGGUUUCAUCAGCAUUAUCUCCCAAUUCUUCCACCUGGAGAAACUCGUUGCCUACGAGUCCGUCUUUCGCUUCUCCGGUUCCGUCUCCGACUAAUAUUUGGGGAAGUGCUUCCAACUAUUCUCCUUCACAUUCAAAAGUCAUUGGAUCGCCGGCGGCAUACGGCCUGGAUCUUUCCGGUGGUGGCGUCUCUUUGCGGAGUCCGAGCGAGAUUCCUUCUCCUUCGAAAAACUCCAUAGGCAUGGAAUCAUCGUCGUCUACCUUGUUUGGUUGGGGUUCCCCUGAUGGAAAAUUAGAUUGGUCCAUUCGCAGAGAUGAGUUUAACAAAAUGAACAAGUCAAAUUCUUUCGCCUUUCGAAGCACUGCUAAUCUUGUUGCGACUCCGGAGCUGGCGGAGGAUGCUAUUGAUGAACUAGAUGUGUCUUGGGUUAGUUCUCUUGUGAAGGAUUCUUCGAGCAACAACUACUCCACCAUGUUAACACAUGAACAGUUUAAUGUCAUGUAAUUCAUGCUCGGACCAUACAUAUGCUGCCAUAUAAAUAUGUAACACUUAAAUAAAACAAAUUUAUUCACUCAACGUAUUUCAUAUGUUUUUAUUAGGACAUUACUAUGUUUAGGUGAUCCUUUGGACAAUAAUAUUUUGAAUUUGUAUGCGUUUUGAAAGGCUUAUUUAGAGGGGGAAAAACGUUUUUUUUUUUAAGUAUUGUUAUAUCGAAAUUGUAUAUGUUGAUCACUCUAGAACAUUUAAUAGUUAAAUUUAAUAAA